GUUUCUCUGCAAAACAAAAACUUUAAUCUAGAGAAGCAACUUCCCUCCUCUCUGCAACAAAUUAAAUUCUAAAAAAAAAACAGAGCAAUAUAUAUGCAUGCAUAUCUAUAGUAUAAGCUAGUCUCCAUUGAAUACAAAACCCAGAGACAUGCACAAAGACAACGAUUCGGGUUCGGGUUCGAAUCCGGGUCAGGUUUCGAACUACUUGAUUGUUCGACCGCACCGAGGUGGGUACAUAGACUUGUUCCGGUACGGUGUGAGAGAUGACCAAACGAGCAAGGCAAAGUUCUUGGAGAUGCCUGAUAACCGCGAAUGGAGCACGAUAACGAUUGAUGAAGAAGCAGAGGAUCACCGUUGGGUAAUCGUGGUUUCGAUUCUGGUUCGUAAGAUUAUCAGACUUCUCCGAACACCAAUGGAAUUCACAGGUUUCGUCGUUGACUUCUUCCUUAAUCUGUUCUCUGCGAAUGGUGGGUUCUUCGGUUUGCUUCUCCGGUUGAUUCAAGCGAAAGUUGUGAUACCAGAAAGAGGCUCUGUGACGUUUGUUAGUACAAUUGGGCAACUUGAUGGGAGAAUUAGUCUGUAUAAGGAAUGGAAUUUCGUCGAACACUUGGAGGGCAUUGACUCGGUUGAUUCUGGAAGGGUUAAAAUCGAAUUGGGAAGUCGUGGGCUUAUGGAUUUGUGUGUGAUGGCGUCUAAGCUUGCGUAUGAAAAUGCUAAGGUUGUUGAAAACGUCGUUGAUCUUCAUUGGAAGAUGAAUCUGGUGGAGUUCUUGGAUUGUUGGAAUGAUUAUCAGAAGCAGAUGUCUACACAAGUUUUUGUGUUUACGGAUAAGCAGAAAGAUGCAAACUUGAUAGUAAUCAGCUUCAGAGGUACUGAGCCGUUUGAUGCUGAUGAUUGGGGAACAGAUUUCGACUAUUCGUGGUAUGAAGUCCCCAAUGUGGGAAAGCUUCACAUGGGUUUCCUUGAAGCUAUGGGUUUAGGCAACAGAGACGACACUACCACUUUCCAUUACAAUCUCUUUGAACAAACCUCCUCUGAGGAAGAGAAUAGUAAAAAGAAUCUUCUGGAUAUGGUAGAGAGAAGCGCUUAUUAUGCAGUCCGAGUCAUUCUGAAACGUUUGCUUUCGGAACACGAAAACGCUCGGUUUGUAGUCACUGGUCACAGCUUAGGAGGUGCUUUAGCGAUACUGUUUCCCACAUUGUUGGUGUUGAAUGAGGAAACAGAGAUAAUGAAGAGGCUGCUUGGAGUUUACACGUUUGGACAACCAAGAAUCGGGAACAGAGAGGUCGGGUUAUUCAUGAAAGCUCAACUGAAUCAACCUGUGGAUCGAUACUUCCGAGUCGUUUACUGCAACGAUAUCGUCCCGAGAUUGCCCUACGACGACAAAACGUUCCUCUAUAAACAUUUCGGACUCUGUCUUUUCUAUGACAGCUUCUACAACGAAACAAAAGCAGAGGAUGAGCCGGACCCGAACCCUUACGGUCUGCGUUACAAGAUUCUUGGGCAUGUGAUCGCAGUUUGGGAGUUGGUUAGAGGCUUGACGAUGGGGUACACUCAUGGACCAGAUUACAAAGAGGGAUGGUUUAGGAUCUUGUUUAGGCUUAUGGGGCUGGUGAUUCCUGGUCUGUCGGAUCAUUGCAUGACUGAUUACGUGAACUCGGUUAGGCUUGGACCCGAUAAUGAACUUCAGAUGUCCUCUCUUUGAAAAGUGCUCUGUUUUUUUCAACCGGAACUAUAUGUUCUUGGAAUAAAUCUUAAGUGAACCGGAACUAUAUGUUCUUGGAAUAAAUCUUAAGUGAACCGGAACUCGGUUAAGAUGUUGGUUCGUAAAAUAUAAUAAGAACCUAAUUUUGCC
Arabidopsis thaliana (thale cress) is the source of this 1855-nucleotide messenger RNA. RefSeq names its product alpha/beta-Hydrolases superfamily protein. Bases 149 to 1705 code for a protein of 518 amino acids. Gene Ontology annotation, cellular component: lipid droplet; membrane. The record is from RefSeq and is marked reviewed. The transcript is spliced from 5 exons. Gene Ontology annotation, biological process: lipid metabolic process. Gene Ontology annotation, molecular function: monoacylglycerol lipase activity; triacylglycerol lipase activity. NCBI's taxonomy places the organism in Eukaryota, Viridiplantae, Streptophyta, Magnoliopsida, Brassicales, Brassicaceae.